This is a messenger RNA of Biomphalaria glabrata, 571 nucleotides long. RefSeq lists its product as uncharacterized. Bases 50 to 571 code for a protein of 173 amino acids. The record is from RefSeq and is a predicted model, not a curated record. NCBI's taxonomy places the organism in Eukaryota, Metazoa, Mollusca, Gastropoda, Planorbidae. The transcript is spliced from 4 exons.
CAGUCAGUGUGCCUCUUGACAUUUUUGUCUAUACUUCUUGGUGUUACCUAUGGGCAGCUCGUACUGUUUACGUUUGAAGAAGUGUUCUAAAAGUGCAGACUGUUUUAAGAACACUUGUUGUGUUCAGGUCCUGGACUCUACAUUUGCCAAACCGAAUUUAAAACCCCAGUGCUACUAUGACAGUAUGUAUGGCCCAUAUAAAGGAUUUAGCCCUAGAAGCAGUUAUGGCAACAGUGAUAGCUACAGCUAUGACCACAUCUAUAGUAACAAUAAAGCAAAUGACAUUUCGUCGGAGUCGUUGAGUUCAAUCAACGAAGGCUAUUGUCUACAAGCGUCUACGUCAGUUUGUUUUAGACUUAUCGGUGGAGAUGUUCCAGCGUCACCAUGCCCUUGUGCAUUAGAAACCCAAGUCUGCACGUUGACUAUAGAACCUUUCCCUAUUGCUUUUGUAAGUGCUCUCCAAUUAUCUCUCUUACAAGCCAUCCGCUGCCCUGCCAGAGAAUGCUACCAGUUACUUUCCUCUAUGCCAGUAAGGGCAUCUUUAUGGCGCUUACUGGGGGCACUUCUGUAA